This is a messenger RNA of Linum trigynum, 3682 nucleotides long. Lineage: Eukaryota; Viridiplantae; Streptophyta; Magnoliopsida; Malpighiales; Linaceae. The record is from the annotation of a GenBank genome assembly.
CCGAAUCGGUGUUUAAUAGACAUAUUCAUCCCUAAAGAAUAGUCUCAGGCUGAAUGCGUGAUCUGCACCCUUCAAAAUCUAAGGAAAAUGUCCUUUCGAAAAUAUCGCCUAAAAAUUACGAAAAUGACCUCAGGAAAAAUUCGACCAAAUUUCUGUCCAAAUCGGUUAUUACUAGAUUUCGUCGUUGGUGGAGAGUUACCUAAGGCCGAAUCUGUGAUCCAUCGCCUUCAAAAUCCAAGGAAAAUGGCAUUUCCAAUAAAUCGCCCGAAAUCGGUGAUGGUACCCCCUUUGGAAUUUGACAAAAUUUGCCCCGGAUAUUUUUCGCCCGAAUCGGUGUUUAAUAGACUUAUUCGUCCCUAAAGAAUAGUGUCAGGCUGAAUCUGUGAUCUAUACCUUUCAAAAUCUAAGGAAAAUGGCAUUUCGAAAAUAUCGCAUAAAAAAUACGUAAAUGCCCUCCGGAAAAAUUCAACCAAAUUUCUGUCCAAAUCGGCCAUUACUAGACUUCAUCGUUGGUGGAGAGUUCCCUAAGGCCGAAUCUGUGAUCCAUCGCCUUCAAAAUCCAAGGAAAAUGGCAUUUCCAAUAAAUCGCCCGAAAUCGGUGAUGGUACCCCCUUUGGAAUCUGGCGAAAUUUGCCCCGCAUAUUUUUCCCCCCGAAUUAGUGUUUAAUAGACCUAUUCGUCCCUAAAGAAUAGUCUCAGGCUAAAUCCGUGAUCUGCACCAUUCAAAAUCUAAGGAGAAUGGCCUUUCGAAAAUAUCGCCUAAAAAUUAAGAAAAUGCCAUCCGGAAAAAUUCGACCAAAUUUCUGUCCAAAUCGGGCAUUACUAGACUUCAUCGUUGGUAGAGAAUUCCCUAAGGCCGAAUCUGUGAUCCAUCGCCUUCAAAAUCCAAGGAAAAAUGGCAUAUCAAUAAAUCGCCCGAAAUCGUUGAUGUUACGCCUUUGGAAUCUGGCCAAAUUUGACCCGGAUAUUUUUCGCCCGAAUCGGUGUUUAAUAGACAUAUUCAUCCCUAAAGAAUAGUCUCAGGCUGAAUCCGUGAUCUGCACCCUUCAAAAUCUAAGGAAAAUGUCCUUUCGAAAAUAUCGCCUAAAAAUUACGAAAAUGACCUCAGGAAAAAUUCGACCAAAUUUCUGUCCAAAUCGGCUAUUACUAGAUUUCGUCGUUGGUGGAGAGUUCCCUAAGGCCGAAUCUGUGAUCCAUCGCCUUCAAAAUCCAAGGAAAAUGGCAUUUCCAAUAAAUCGCACGAAAUUGGUGAUGGUACCCCUUUGGAAUCUGGCAAAAUUUGCCCCGGAUAUUUUUCGCCCGAAUCGGUGUUUAAUAGACUUAUUCGUCCCUAUAGAAUAGUGUCAGGCUGAAUCUGUGAUCUACACCUUUCAAAAUCUAACGAAAAUGGCCUUUCAAAAAUAUCGCCUAAAAAUUACGAAAAUGCCCUCGAGAAAAAUUCGAUACCAAAUUUCUAUCCAAAUCGGCCAUUACUAGACUUCAUCGUUGGUGGAGAGUUCCCUAAGGCCGAAUCUGUUAUCCAUCGCCUUCAAAAUCCAAGGAAAAUGGCAUUUCCAAUAAAUCGCCCGAAAUCGGAGAUGGUACCCCUUUGGAAUCUGGCAAAAUUUGACCCGGAUAUUUUUCGCCCGAAUCGGUGUUUAAUAGACUAAUUCAUCCCUACAGAAUAGUCUCACGCUGAAUCCAUGAUUUGCACCCUUCAAAAUCUAAGAAAAAUGGCCUUUCGAAAAUAUCGCCUAAAUAUUACGAAAAUGAACUCACGAAAAAUUCGACCAAAUUUCUGUCCAAAUCGGCUAUUACUAGAUUUCGUCGUUGGUGGAGAGUUCCCUAAGGCCGAAUCUGUGAUCCAUCGCCUUCAAAAUCCAAGGAAAAUGGCAUUUCCAAUAAAUCGCCCGAAAUCGGUGAUGGUACCCCUUUGGAAUCUGGCAAAAUUUGCCCCGGAUAUUUUUCGCCCGAAUCGGUGUUUAAUAGACUUAUUCGUCCCUAAAGAAUAGUGUCAGGCUGAAUCUGUGAUCUGCACCCUUCAAAAUCUAAGGAAAAUGGCCUUUCAAAAAUAUCGCCUAAAAAUUACGAAAAUGACCUCAGGAAAAAUUCGACCAAAUUUCAGUCCAAAUCGGCCAUUACUAGACUUCAUCAUUGGUGGAGAGUUCCCUAAGGCCGAAUCUGUGAUCCAUCGCCUUCAAAAUCCAAGGAAAAUGGCAUUUCCAAUAAAAAUCGGUGAUGUUGGAAUCUGGCAAAAUUUGCCCCGGAUAUUUUUCGCCCGAAUCGGUGUUUAAUAGACUUACUCCUCCCUAAAGAAUAGUCUCAGGCUGAAUCCGUGAUCUGCACCCUUCAAAAUCUAAGGAAAAUGUCCUUUCGAAAAUAUCGCUUAAAAAUUACGAAAAUGACCUCAGGAAAAAUUCGACCAAAUUUCUGUCCAAAUCGGCUAUUACUAGAUUUCGUCGUUGGUGGAGAGUUCCCUAAGGCCGAAUCUGUGAUCCAUCGCCUUCAAAAUCCAAGGAAAAUGGCAUUUCCAAUAAAUCGCACGAAAUUGGUGAUGGUACCCCUUUGGAAUCUGGCAAAAUUUGCCCCGGAUAUUUUUCGCCCGAAUCGGUGUUUAAUAGACUUAUUCGUCCCUAAAGAAUAGUGUCAGGCUGAAUCUGUGAUCUACACCUUUCAAAAUCUAAGGAAAAUGGCCUUUCAAAAAUAUCGCCUAAAAUUUACGAAAAUGCCCUCGAGAAAAAUUCGAUACCAAAUUUCUAUCCAAAUCGGCCAUUACUAGACUUCAUCGUUGGUGGAGAGUUCCCUAAGGCCGAAUCUGUUAUCCAUCGCAUUCAAAAUCAAAGGAAAAUGGCAUUUCCAAUAAAUCGCCCGAAAUCGGAGAUGGUACCCCUUUGGAAUCUGGCAAAAUUUGACCCGGAUAUUUUUCGCCCGAAUCGGUGUUUAAUAGACUAAUUCAUCCCUAAAGAAUAGUCUCACGCUGAAUCCAUGAUCUGCACCCUUCAAAAUCUAAGAAAAAUGGCCUUUCGAAAAUAUCGCCUAAAAAUUACGAAAAUGAACUCAGGAAAAAUUCGACCAAAUUUCUGUCCAAAUCGGCUAUUACUAGAUUUCGUCGUUGGUGGAGAGUUCCCUAAGGCCGAAUCUGUGAUCCAUCGCCUUCAAAAUCCAAGGAAAAUGGCAUUUCCAAUAAAUCGCCCGAAAUCGGUGAUGGUACCCCUUUGGAAUCUGGCAAAAUUUGCCCCGGAUAUUUUUCGCCCGAAUCGGUGUUUAAUAGACUUAUUCGUCCCUAAAGAAUAGUGUCAGGCUGAAUCUGUAAUCUGCACCCUUCAAAAUCUAAGGAAAAUGGCCUUUCAAAAAUAUCGCCUAAAAAUUACGAAAAUGACCUCAGGAAAAAUUCGACCAAAUUUCUGUCCAAAUCGGUUAUUACUAGAUUUCGUCGUUGGUGGAGAGUUCCCUAAGGCCGAAUCUGUGAUCCAUCGCCUUCAAAAUCCAAGGAAAAUGGCAUUUCCAAUAAAUCGCCCGAAAUCGGUGAUGGUACCCCUUUGGAAUUUGACAAAAUUUGCCCCGGAUAUUUUUCGCCCGAAUCGGUGUUUAAUAGACUUAUUCGUCCCUAAAGAAUAGUGUCAGGCUGAAUCUGUGAUCUAUACCUUUCAAAAUCUAAGGAAAAUGGCAUUUCGAAAAUAUCGCAUAAAAAAUACGUAAAUGC